Molecule: messenger RNA, 732 nt
Organism: Lachancea dasiensis
Lineage: Eukaryota; Fungi; Ascomycota; Saccharomycetes; Saccharomycetales; Saccharomycetaceae
Source: the annotation of a GenBank genome assembly
AUGAACAAACCGAUCGAAAGAUGGCUAAGUGUGUAUUUAAAAUGCUUCAUAAAUGUGAUUCUCUACUUUAGAAAUGUAUACCCGAAAGAGGCUUUUGACUGGCUUUCUUACCAAGCUUUCAAUUUGCCACGACACAUGCCAAUGAACCGACAUCCUGACUUGCAGAAUUAUAUCGAGACUUUAGUGAAAGACAUUCUUACAAAAUUGGAAUCAAUUCGUCAGUUCAAUUUACGCAUUGUUCAAGUACAAGACGGUGCGUGUAUAGAACGAUAUGCGCUGGACUUCAGCGAGUUUCGUCAUGAAGAAGCCGAUGAGGAGCUGGAAAUACAAGUGUUCGACGAGCUGCGAUCUAGUUUAAACUCCUUGAUUGCACGUUUAGAAAAAUUACCGGUAGUGAAACCUGCUAGUGUUACUUUCGAAGUGGCCAUCGACGCAGUGGGAUUAAGCUUGGGCCGCCAGAUGAGCCGCGUGCACAAUCUCAAAGAACGCUUAACGCAGGAACAGGACUUUAAUUGGGUCAAGUGCUCUGAGGAUACAUUUUCAUCCCCUCGAAGUCCUCAAGGGCAGCAGCAAUUACCACGAGUGAAGAUGAUAGCACUAGCAGGGUGUGAGGCGGGUCCAUUGGUGAUAUACCAGUUUAUGGAAAUCUUGCUUAGCACACCUGACACCACUUCGCAGGUUUACGAAAGCUCCGACAGCUCUCAACAAUCGCGGUCAGAUCCAUUUCCAUGA